AUGGCUGUGCUGGUCAAGGUCUUGCGGUCCAUCGUUCGCAACGAUGCGAUGCGCCACGACCCUGACGAGAUAUACGGCUGGAGGGUCUUUGCCCUGGUGUGCGCCUCCUGCUUUGGCGGCAUGCUCUUCGGAUGGGACACGGGAGCCAUCGGCGGAGUCCUGGCCAUGAAGCCCGCCCAGGAGAAAUUCGGCACUCUGCACAAGUCCAAGGCGGCCAAGUCCAACCUGGACCAGAACAUUGUCUCGACGCUCCAGGCCGGAUGCUUUGCUGCCUGCCUUGUCACGUCCUGGCUGACAGACAAGUACGGUCGACGACGCUGUCUGAUGGCCACCGGAGCGCUCACAACCGUUGGCGUCGUGAUGCAGGCGGCAUCGGCGGUUAACGGCACGCUGGCAUUGAUGUAUGUCGGCAGGUUUGUCGCUGGCCUCGGCGUUGGAGCGGCCUCGACCUUGACCCCCGUCUAUGUCUCCGAGUGCGCCCCGAGAGGCAUCCGCGGUGGCCUGACCUCAUUCUAUCAGCUCUUCAUCGUCUUUGGCAUCAUGGUGGCGUUUUGGGUCAACUACGGCUGCCUCUUGCACGUGCCCGCUCCUGCCGUCUAUAUCGUGCCCCUCUCUCUCCAGGCGCUCCCUGCCAUUUUCCUCAUCUUAGGAAUGUUUCUAUCCCCUGAAAGCCCCCGAUGGUGUGCCCGACAGGAUGAUUGGGAACAGACCACCAAGAUCCUCGUCAACCUUAGAGGGCUCCCGGCCGACUCGGAAUACGUCUCCAACGAAAUCCAGGAAAUGGCCGAUCAGCUCGAGGCGGAGAGACGGUUGACGGGAGACGCGACGGCCAUGACGCUCCUCAAGGAAAUGGCACUGGUUCCGGGCAACCGCAACCGCGCCAUCAUCUCAGUCAUUCUCAUGAUAUGCCAGCAAAUGACUGGCGUAAACUCCAUCAACUACUACGCCCCGCAAAUCUUCCAAAACCUGGGCAUGAAUGGAACCGACUCGUCGCUUUUUGCUACCGGAGUCUAUGGCGUCGCCAAGACGGCAGCCUGUGCCAUCUUCCUCGUCUUCGUUGCCGACUCAUUGGGCCGGCGGUGGAGCUUGCUGUGGACAAGCGCAGCGCAGGCCAUCGUUCUCUUCAUAAUUGGUAUCUACGGCAGAGUACAGCCGCCGGUGACAGGGGAACCGGUGACGGCGUUUGGAUAUGUGGCCAUCGCCUGCAUAUACCUGUGGGCGGCUGCUUUCCAGUUUGGAUGGGGCCCGGCUUGCUGGAUCCUCGUCAGCGAAAUCCCGACUGCUAGACUGCGUGCGAUGAACGUGGCACUUGCUGCGGCAGUCCAAUGGCUCUUUAACUUUGUCAUGGCUCGAACUGUGCUGACCAUGCAAAACACCAUGGGCAAAGCGGGAUAUGGCAUGUUCUUCAUGUUUGGUUCGUUUGACGUACUCAUGGGCAUCUUCGUCUGGUUUUGCGUCCCUGAAACCAAAGGCAUCAGCCUGGAAAAAAUGGACGAGCUGUUUGGCUUGACGGAACCGCGAAAGCAAGUGGACAACGAACCAGAGUAUGGGCAAUCGACGAGCGUGCAGGUAGAGCGUUCCGGGAAGACUUGA
Hirsutella rhossiliensis is the source of this 1593-nucleotide messenger RNA. RefSeq names its product sugar transporter domain-containing protein. Bases 1 to 1593 code for a protein of 530 amino acids. Gene Ontology annotation, biological process: carbohydrate transport; transmembrane transport. Gene Ontology annotation, molecular function: carbohydrate:proton symporter activity. Lineage: Eukaryota; Fungi; Ascomycota; Sordariomycetes; Hypocreales; Ophiocordycipitaceae. The record is from RefSeq and is a predicted model, not a curated record. The transcript is spliced from 11 exons. Gene Ontology annotation, cellular component: membrane.